Molecule: messenger RNA, 2709 nt
Organism: Cryptomeria japonica (Japanese cedar)
Lineage: Eukaryota; Viridiplantae; Streptophyta; Pinopsida; Cupressales; Cupressaceae
Product: LRR receptor-like serine/threonine-protein kinase EFR
Exons: 6
Coding region: 1-2709 (902 amino acids)
Biological process (GO): protein phosphorylation
Molecular function (GO): protein kinase activity; ATP binding; protein binding
Source: RefSeq, a predicted model, not a curated record
AUGGAGGGUUUGAAUGCCCAAGACAUGCAGAAAGAGGAGCAAGAAGACAAAAGUGGCAAGAUUAGUGACUGUGUUGGUGAUAAUGCGACUAUAAAGGGCUUCUAUGAGACUAUUGGAAUGACGGUGAAGGAUAUUGGUAGCUUGAAGAAAGAUAUUAUGUUUGUCAAAAGAGCUACGGUGGGAAAGAAACCCCUGAUGGAAAAUGUUGAAGAAUUGGUUGUUGCUAUUAAUAAUGCAGAAGCCAUUGAAAGCAUGGUGCGUGUCGUUUCCUUGAAUCUCACUUCUAUGGGAUUAUUUGGCCCCAUCUCUCCCUUUCUGGGAAAUCUUUCCUUCCUUAGAGUACUCGAUCUCCAAAAUAAUAGCUUCCAGGGCCAUAUUCCAUAUCAGCUUGGAAGGCUAUUUCGCUUGAAAAGGCUUCGGUUGUCUGGUAACCAAUUAAGUGGAAGCAUUCCACCUGAAUUUAGUCUUCUUUCAAAUUUAGAAGCCAUAGGAUUAACAGGAAACAAAUUGACAGGUAUUAUCCCACCUUUCUUAGGAAACGUGUCCUUUCUAAAGAUCCUUGAUUUGUCCGUGAAUAAACUCGAAGGUGAUAUUCCUGCUCAGUUGGGUAUGCUUAGUCAGCUAAACUGGCUUAAUCUUGGCAUCAACAACUUGAUAGGUUCGAUCCCCAUUGCCCUUUCAAAUUGCACUCGUCUCCAAACUUUGGAGCUCUGUGGUAACAACUUAAACGGCCCAAUUCCAUUGGAGUUUGGAAGGCUGUCAGAGUUGCAACAAGUGCUUUUGUGGCAAAAUCAACUUACUGGAGAAAUACCCCGCUCAGUGGGGAAUUGGACUCAGCUGGAAGUGCUGGAUUUGGAGCUCAACCAACUCAGCGGCACAGUGCCUCUGGAAUUUGGUAAAAUGAAAGGGCUGAGACGGUUUAGCUUGUGGGAAAAUCAAUUUGUGAGUCGAAGCAUUGGUCGCCUUCCAAAUUCACUCUCAUAUUUAGGUUUGGCAUCAAAUAAAAUUGGGGGAAACAUACCAGAUGAGAUUGGUAAUCUCACAAAUUUGUCGUUGUUAAGCUUGGAGGAAAACAGAAUCAAUGGGACAAUUCCAUCUGCACUGGGUAAACUUUCAAAUCUGGAAAGAUUAUAUCUGGAGGCAAACAAUUUACAGGGAAGAAUUCCAGAAAGUUUUGGCCAAUCAAAAAGGCUUGGAUUGUUGUCACUUAGUGAGAACAUGCUUUCAGGGAAAAUUCCAGAUGGUCUUGACAACCUUCCGCAAUUAAGAAUGCUUGACCUUCAUCACAAUCACCUGACAGGGGAAAUGCCUGCCAGUUUAGGGAGAUGUCAGACAUUGGAGAUGGUGGAUUUUGCCCACAACAAACUAACAGGAAAUAUACCUCCUGAAGUUGCAGGUCUUCAAAAUCUCCAGGCUUAUUUGAAUAUUUCCAACAACUUCUUGCAAGGUUCUAUUUUGGAGAUGAGCAAAAUGGUUAUGGUUUUAGCUAUAGAUGUUUCUCAAAACAAUUUUUCAGGUGCCAUUCCUAGUGCACUGGCAAGCUGCAAGGGCUUAGAAUAUCUAAAUCUUUCUUGGAAUGCAUUUGAGGGGCCAAUCCCCACAUCUCUGGUAGAUUUGCCAAAUCUGCAAUACAUGGAUCUUUCUCACAAUAAUUUGUCAGGUAUGAUACCAACGACUUUCAAAAAAGAUGAAAAUGCUACGGCAUCUCAAUCUCUCUUCAAACAGGCUAACGGAUCAUAUAGACGUUCCAAUACUUCUGCCCUCAAAGUAUGGCCUCCAAAAAUUUCAUAUGAAGAACUUGUAGAUGCAACUGUUCUCAAGUUACAAGAUGAACAUGUUCAUCAAAGCUUCAGUAGAGAAUGCAAUGUUUUAAAGACAGUUCGACACCGCAAUGUAAUUAGAAUCAUUUCAGCAUGCUCCAAACUUGAUUUUAAAGCUUUGAUUCUUCCAUUCAUGUCAAAUGGAAGUUUAGACAGAUGGUUGUAUCACCCGGAAGAUGGUAGAUGCAGAUUAAAUUUGAGUGAUCGAAUAAGGAUAGCGAUAGAGAUAGCAGAAGGAAUGACAUAUCUUCACCAUUAUUGCUUUGUUCAAGUGAUUCACUGUGACCUCAAGCCCAAUAAUGUUUUGUUAGGAGAUGACAUGACUUCAUAUAUAGCAGAUUUUGGCCUUUCCAAUAUUAUUUUUGGCAAUUCUAUGGAUUCUUUGACUUCUAUAGAUGCACUUAAAGGAUCUAUUGGCUACAUUGCACCAGAAUAUGGAAUAGGUGGAAAGCUUACUACAAAAGGAGAUGUAUACAGCUAUGGAAUUUUAAUUCUAGAGUUGUUGACAAGGAAGAGACCAACAGAUGAUAUGUUCACUGAAGGAAUCAAUCUACAAAAAUGGAUAGAAAUGCAUUUUCCAGAUAGAAUCUUCGAUGUGGUGGAUAAUUGUUUUCUUCUAGAUGCUUAUGAAUUAGAGACAUCAAUUGUGACAGAAUGCCUUACUCAGCUUAUACAAAUUGGUCUCUUUUGCACAAGGGAGUCACCUCAAGAGCGACCUAAUAUGACCGAUAUAGUUGAUAGAUUAAAUACGAUCAGAGGUGUGUUUCUUGGUACCCCUAUAACCCCUCAAUUACCAAUAGACAUCUCCUCACCUUUUCUUGACAAUACAAGAGGUAUAAAUGUGUCUGGUGUAGGGAACAAUGAAGAUUCAUUGACAUCUACUUCCUAG